AUGGCACUAUUUAACCUUUCUUCUAGCGAGUAUGAAAAAAUUAAAGAAAUAAACGCUGAUGAUUUUGAUAAUGCUGUUAAGAACAUAAAAAGCAUCAAUUCCAAUCCUGAUAACCGCCAUCAAAAUAAAGUAGCUAUUAAUCUAAAUAAUACUAAUUUACAAGCAAAGUUGGAUGAAGAUAUAUUUUUUAAAGCUGAGCACGAUUUUGUAUGCAAUUCGAUUGAAAUGAACAAUAAUAACUUUGAGAUAAAAAGUAAAAUAGCCAACAUAAUUGAAGAUGUGGAAAUUCUUCAAAACCAUCAAGAUUUAGAUGAUUCUUCUGAUUCUGAACAGAUUUUUAGUACUUUCUGUCAAACAUUGAAUUCUGAACCUGAUAUAAACUUAUUUGAUUCAUCAAUCAAUGCUAUUAACAAUACAUUGGAAAACAAAAAAAAUACAAAAAUAUCUGAGAUAUCAAAUGAUGACAUUGUUUUUAGUAUGGAUUCUUCUCAUUUCUGUCACCAAAAAACUCAUUAUAAUUCAGUUUUUUCAGAGGCAGUAGUAACUCAGGAAUUUAAACAAGAUAAUGGCGAUGAAAAGAAAUUUCUUCAAAAUACGAAUUCUUUUGACUUACCAUUUUUUAAAAAAUCCAAAUCCAAAGAAAUUGCUACCCAGUUAGAAAAUCACACAGAUUUUAAUUCUAUAACUACAAGUAGCGAUGACAUUAUUUUUUAG
Messenger RNA from Ascoidea rubescens DSM 1968, 714 nucleotides. RefSeq lists its product as uncharacterized. Lineage: Eukaryota; Fungi; Ascomycota; Saccharomycetes; Ascoideales; Ascoideaceae. The transcript has a single exon. The coding region runs from base 1 to 714 and encodes 237 amino acids. The record is from RefSeq and is a predicted model, not a curated record.